Molecule: messenger RNA, 2662 nt
Organism: Glycine soja
Lineage: Eukaryota; Viridiplantae; Streptophyta; Magnoliopsida; Fabales; Fabaceae
Product: putative mediator of RNA polymerase II transcription subunit 26
Exons: 1
Coding region: 203-2389 (728 amino acids)
Source: RefSeq, a predicted model, not a curated record
ACACUUUGUUUCUUAUCAUCUCUCUCUCACACAUAGUAGUAGAGGAUAAUAGUUCACCACACCUCACAACCAAGCAAAGAUAGUAAGUACACAUACUAUUAGCUUAGCUCUUUCAUUUAUUGACUGUGUGCUUUGCUUAGAACAACACUACCUCUUGUGUCACUCAAUGGCCAUGCCAUGACUUGGCAGCAACUCUCAAAAAAUGGAAACAGAUAGAGAGAGACCCCAUCGCAGCACAAGCGAGUUGUUUGUUUGCUUCACUUCCCGUUUGUCCUCUUCAUCCAUGAAGCUCUCAUCCAAGUCCAUUCUCAGCCCAAGCCGCAGCAGAGACCCUCCUCAGAUUUCCCUCUCUUCCUCCCUCAGCAGGAGGCUCAAGAGCAAUGGCAGCAUCAAGGGUGGUGGAGGUGGUCAAGCCUCUCCAAUGUUCCCAACCGGUGGUGGUGGCAAGAGAAGAGGGUGUGGCUUUGAGAAUCCUGAACCUUCUUCUCCCAAAGUCACUUGCAUUGGCCAGGUGAGGGUGAAGACCAAGAAGCAAGGGAAGAAGAUGAGGGCAAGGUCCAAGAGACGAGGUGAAGCUAGCUUCAGGAAGGGUGAACAACAAGUUGGUGUUAAUGCUAAUGCUAAUAUUGCUAGUGCAAAUCUGAAUCCAGAUCUCACUAGACAGAACAGCCAAGGGUUUCAGCAUCACCAGAACUGUUUGAAGCAUAGGAAUAACCAAAGAUGGGUGCAUCUUCCUUUGACUAUAUGUGAGGCGUUGAGGGAGUUUAGUUGUUUUUUUCCUUGUAGGUCUUCUUGCAUGUCAACUGAAAAGGAGGAGAAAGGUGGUGGAGUGGAAGGAGGAGGACAUGGGAUGAUGAUGAGAGAGGGUUCAUGUGGGAAUAAUAAUAAUAAUAAUAACAAUAAUAAUAAUAAUGUUGGAAGGUGGUUGGUGGCUUUGCAAGAUGGGGAUGGGAAGGGGAGGGGGAUUGAGCUUGUGAUGGAGGAGGAGAUGGAGGUGAGUGGGAGAGAGAGGAGUGUGAGGAGUCAUAGUCAGAGGAGGCAUGUGUUUGAGGACAUUGAUGUUGAUUUGGUGGUGGGAGAGGAGCAAGAGAAGAAGCAUGAGGAGUUGGUUGGAGAGGAGGAAGAGCAGGCUAGAGUUAGCAUAUGUAUUCCUCCCAAGAAUGCUCUUUUGUUGAUGAGGUGCAGAUCUGAUCCGGUCAAAAUGGCUGCUUUGGCUAACCGGUUUUGGGAAUCUCCUGUUCACAAAGACAAAUGUCAAGAAGAACAACAAGAUGAUGAAGAAGAAAGUGGAGAUGAGGAGGAAGAGCAAGAGGAUGACAAAGAGCAACACCACAAAAUGAAAGAUGAACAACAAGAAGAAGCACUAGAGCAAGUUGAAAGAGAAGCCAUAGAAGAUAGCAUUUGUGAGAGAGAAACAGAAACUGCUGUUGUAGCCACUGAAAAUGAUGAAGAAGAACAAGAUGGGAAAGAAAGCUAUGAAAUUGUAAGCAGAGAAAAUCUAGAAAGCCAAGUAUUUACUGAAGUAGUAAAAGAGGAAGAAAAGGUUGAUGAAGAAGAAGCAGCAAAUGGAGGAAAUGCCAUUGAAGAAGGUGAAACUUUAACUCACCCAGAAGCUUAUUCAGAUCUAGAGAACCUCAAAACCGAAGAAAAAGAGGCUAAUCUCGAAGAGGGUAAAGAAGAGAGAGAAAACAACGAAAGCUCGGAACUUUCUUCCACCCCAGAAACCUUCGCAGCUUCAGAAAAAGAAAACGACGGAGCAGAGGCAGAAACAGAACCAGUAACGGUGGAAACUUCAGAAGGGUCAACGGAGGAGGAAGAAGAGAAAGUGAUCGAACCGAAGGAACAACCUCAGCAACCAGGCCCGACCCGAGAACCAAACUCGGAUCCGGAGUCAAUGGAGCGAGAAAACGGGUCAAAGCGCGAAGAGAGAGACAGAGAAGCGUUGCCGGAGUGUUUGUUGCUGAUGAUGUGCGAGCCGAAGCUGUCGAUGGAGGUGUCUAAGGAAACGUGGGUGUGCAGCACCGACUUCAUACGGUGGCUGCCGGAGAGAACCGCCGCAGGCGGCGGCAACAGGGUCGCCGCAGAAACGCUUGCAAAGUCCAAGCCAAAACCGAAGCCGAUGAUGCAGCCACCGCGGUCGUCGUGCUCGUUCCCGGCGGCGAGAGGCGGCGCCGGGGUGUCGAUGGCGGCGAUGAUUGAGCAGAAGCUGAUGGGGUCCAAAUCGGGUAACGGGUACGAGCCGUUUGUGCUCACGCGCUGCAAGUCAGAGCCGAUGCGGUCCUCGGCUAAGCUCGCGCCGGAGGCUUGUUUCUGGAACAACAGGAAGCUCGAGCCGCACCCACCCGCGGCUCAGCUUGGAGUCGGCGCGCCGGCUGGUAUUGGGUUCUGAUUUUGAUUUUUUUCUUUCCUUUUCUCGAAAUCUCAAAUUUUCCUUAUUUUCUUUAAUUAAUUGACAGAAUAAUCAAUUGUUGUUAUGUAUUAUGUGUAGAUUAUUAUCGCUAAACUUUGGGCAGCUUUGGUAAGUUAGGCUUAUUGAGUAUACUAUUUUGCUGUUAUUAGAAUGUAAUCCUUUGUAUAAAUAGUUUUAGUGAUGCUAUUUGUUUUGGGCUCCAUUAUUACUCGUUAGUGAAUUUAUAAUAAGAGUUUAAUUUCUGCAUUAUUA